Molecule: messenger RNA, 867 nt
Organism: Capronia epimyces CBS 606.96
Lineage: Eukaryota; Fungi; Ascomycota; Eurotiomycetes; Chaetothyriales; Herpotrichiellaceae
Exons: 1
Coding region: 1-867 (288 amino acids)
Molecular function (GO): methyltransferase activity
Source: RefSeq, a predicted model, not a curated record
AUGGAUGCAUCGGCAAUCUAUCAGGCAGUGGAUGCGACGUAUUCGUCCAUCGCAUCCCAAGCCCAAGCCCGAUCAAACCAACCACCAACCGCUCAACCCCAGUAUGUCCAGAUUGCCCGUUCGUUUGGCUACUCCGCCAACGACCUUGCACUGCUUCCGACCGGAGCCAAUUUCGGUCUCUCAUGCGGCAACCCGCUGGCGACGGCGCACCUCCAGCCCUCGGAGACGAUGGUCGACCUCGGCUCUGGCGGCGGGCUCGACUGUCUAAUCGCCGCCAGGCAGAUGCUCCAAGCCGACGCGGCGCCCACGGGAAAAGUGGUGGGCGUCGACCGGAGCGAGAGCAUGAUCGGGCUGGCUCGGCAGAACCUCCAGCGGGCAGAUCUACCCGCCGGUCUUGUCGAAUUCAUCCACGCUCCCAUCAGCGAGAUCCCGCUCGAAACCGCCAGCGUCGAUGUGGUGGUCAGCAACUGCGUCAUCAAUCUGGUGCCGGACCAGGACAAGCCUCGCGUCUUUCGCGAGAUCUAUCGCCUGCUGAAGCCUGGAGGAAGGGUGGCGAUCAGCGACCUGCUCGCGAAGAAGCCCAUGCCCGACCAUAUCCGCCAGGACGCCGCGUUGCUGGUGGGCUGCGUCGCCGGGGCCAGUCUCGUGCAGGACUAUCGACGGUGGAUAGCGGAUGCCGGGUUCCACGACGACGGGAUGGCGGUCGUCGACACCGGGAAAGACUUGAAUGUUUACCAUGGCCAAGAUGGCCCAAGUCCAAGUCCAUGUUGUAAGUCUGGAGUCGCCGAAGAAGGCACCGGGCGUGGCGGUUCUUCGGUCGAUUUCAAUGCCUGGGUUGCUUCGUACCAGAUCUACGCUGUCAAAUGA